Messenger RNA from Miscanthus lutarioriparius, 234 nucleotides. The record is from the annotation of a GenBank genome assembly. NCBI's taxonomy places the organism in Eukaryota, Viridiplantae, Streptophyta, Magnoliopsida, Poales, Poaceae.
AUGCGGAGGACCGACGUGGUGCGCGACGUGAUGGACUUCUACUACGCCAUGGUGCCCACCGCCGGCGAGUCGCACUUCGUUGACUCUCGUACCGGGAAGCGUGCUGAUGGUAAGCAGACUCCGGCGGACCUUGAGAUGGAGGACGGGGAUGUAUUCGAUGUUGUUCUGAAAUCCCUCAUACGCCCAGAAAAAACGGGCCAAACAUGUGAGGGAUACUGGCGACUGCUUCUAUAG